AUGAACACUCGUCCUCCCGGUGAUAUAAAGGAUCAAAACAUCUCGUUUGAAGACGAUAACCAGUGUGAUCCCUCUGUUCUUUCCAGCUCUCCAACUCGUCGUUGGAAAAAUUGCACUCUACAAAGACGAGGAUCCCGUGCAUCUACAACUUCAGAAGAUUGCGGCGAACGUUACCGCUCUCGUUCUCGAGGAUCAUUAGCAACACAGUAUAACCCUGAUGCUAAUGAAAAUCACUGGUAUAGUAAAUUAGAACAAAUGUCGAGCAGAACCCAAGAUAGAAACACAGAAGAGGAGUCGUCGGCGGACAAUAUGACUUCUCUUCACGAUCAGACGGUUCCAAACCCAAUUGCUGAAGCGUGGAGAAAAUAUUUCCGCAAACAAGUUCACUAA
Messenger RNA from Schizosaccharomyces osmophilus, 390 nucleotides. RefSeq names its product Schizosaccharomyces specific protein. The record is from RefSeq and is a predicted model, not a curated record. The transcript has a single exon. NCBI's taxonomy places the organism in Eukaryota, Fungi, Ascomycota, Schizosaccharomycetes, Schizosaccharomycetales, Schizosaccharomycetaceae. Bases 1 to 390 code for a protein of 129 amino acids.